Messenger RNA from Penicillium cinerascens, 2946 nucleotides. RefSeq names its product serine/threonine protein kinase. Gene Ontology annotation, molecular function: calcium ion binding; calcium channel activity. The coding region runs from base 1 to 2946 and encodes 981 amino acids. The record is from RefSeq and is a predicted model, not a curated record. The transcript is spliced from 2 exons. Gene Ontology annotation, cellular component: membrane. NCBI's taxonomy places the organism in Eukaryota, Fungi, Ascomycota, Eurotiomycetes, Eurotiales, Aspergillaceae. Gene Ontology annotation, biological process: calcium ion transmembrane transport; intracellular calcium ion homeostasis.
AUGAGAGGUCGCUUGGGGAUUAAUGCCAGCAGGUUGUCGACUCACCGGUUCGAGCAGAUUCCUGAUCUGCCUAAUGACAAGAUGGCCAACCCUAACGACGCGACCAUCGACAUUCCUUUAACGGAAACCCUGAGCAGGGGCCAGAAUGGCACCCGCAAAUGGGGAUCCAAUUCUAACACUACCGCGGCUGAGCAUGAAGGUGAAAAGGCCGUCCUGCGCGGUCCUGGCAGACGUCGCCAAACUGCCCCGGAUAUCACCGAUGCCACCGGUAAGCCGGCCGAGUCGCCCGAGGACGGUACCGUCAACCGUCUGGGUCGCAUCUAUCAGGCCAUUUACAAUUUCUCCAUCGUCACUCGUUAUAUGAUCUACGUUAUUCCUAUCGGUGCUCUGAUUGCCAUUCCCAUUAUUGUGGGUGCCACGGUUGCGCAGGAUGCUUAUAUCGGUGGCGUCCACAUCUACUGGUUCUUCACCUGGAUUGAGGUUGUCUGGGUCAGUCUAUGGGUGUGCAAGAUCUUUGCCAAGUUCAUUCCCUACGUAUUCCAAACACUAUGCGGCUUUGUCAGCUCCGGCACUCGCAAGUAUGCUCUUAUUCUGCGUGCUCUGGAGCUCCCCAUCACCAUCGUCAUUUGGUGUGUCAUCUCGCUGGUGACUUUCCUUCCGAUCAUGCGGUAUGGUGCCGAUAACACCUCCGACGUCUCGUCCUGGGAGAAGAGCGUCAAGAACAUUCUGUUCGCGCUGCUUGUCUGCAGUUUGAUCUUCCUCGGCGAAAAGGCUCUCGUCCAGCUCAUCUCUAUCAGCUACCACCGCAAGCAGUUCGACGCCAAGAUCAAGGAGUCCAAACGCAAUGUCUACCUCGUCGGUCUCCUCUUCGAGGCUUCGCGCAACAUGUUCCCCAUGUACUGCCCCGAGUUUGCCGAUGAGGACACCACCAUUCUCGAUCCGCUCCUGGGCCAGGUCAGCAGCGGCCGCAACAGCAAACGCACCUCGCUUACCCCCCUGCGCUUAAUCAAGGAUGUCGGCCGUCAGGUCGGACAGAACGUUGGCCGUAUCGGUGACAAGGUCACUGCUGCCUUUGGCAACGUCGCUUCCGAACUCACCGGCAAACAGGUGUUCAACCCGGAAGCUACCCACUCCAUUAUGGUGCAGGCCCUUGAGCGCAAGCGUUGUGCUGCUGCGUUGGCUCGCCGUAUUUGGAUGUCUUUCGUCGUCGAGGGCCGCGAGUCUUUGUUGUUGGAGGAUAUCAUCGAGGUGCUUGGACCUGAGCAUGAGGCCGAUGCCGAAGAGUGCUUUGCAGCCCUGGACAAGGAUGGAAAUGGCGAUAUCUCCUUGGACGAGAUGAUCCUGACCAUCACUGAGUUUGGUCGCAUGCGCAAGUCUCUCAACAGCAGCAUGCACGAUGUCGACCAGGCUAUCCGUGUCCUGGACAACCUGCUGCUUUCUGUUGCCUUUGUUGUUGGUGUCUUGGUCUUCGUUUCUUUCGUCACCACUGGAUUCGGUACUGUCAUUGCCGCUGGUGCUACUUCGCUGCUGUCCCUGAGUUUUGUCUUUUCGACCACUGCCCAAGAAGUGUUGGGCUCCUGCAUUUUCUUGUUUGUCAAGCACCCCUUCGACAUUGGCGACCGUAUUGAUAUCCUCAACAAGUCAUACGUCGUGGAGCGUAUCUCUCUGCUGUUCAGUGUCUUCCGCACCGUUGGUGACCACCGUAUGACUCAGGUUCCCAACAACAUCCUGAACAGUCUGUGGGUCGACAACUUUACUCGUGCCAACGCCAUGCACGAGCAGCUCACUGUCCCUGUCAGCUUCGAUACCUCCUUUGCUGAGAUCCAGGCUCUGCGAGAGGAGAUGGAGAUCUUCGUCCGGGAUAAGGAUAACAGCCGUGACUUCCAGCAGGAUAUCGACAUUGAGGUUAUUGGUGUCGGUGAUAUGGACAAGCUCGAGCUACGUGUCGAUAUCCGUCACAAGUCCAACUGGUCCAACGAGACUGUCCGUGCCGCUCGCCGAUCCAAGUUCAUGUGUGCUCUGGUUCUCGCUAUGCGCAAGGUUCCUAUUCGCGCCCCUGGUGUUGCUGCUCCUGAGGAAGAGAGCAAGGGGGGUGGUGAUGAUGAUGACAAGGGCGACGAUGCGGAUCCUGACUUUACUGCUGGCGACCGCAAGUCGUCGCAGACUGCUGGUGCCACGAUGAACUACUCGCUGUCUCCGAACACCGCCCAGGCGACUGGCGUCGACCAGGGCCGCUCUUCUGGUACCGUCUCCCACCGCGGAUCCAACGCCCUCCAGCGUGAGGCCGCCAUCGCCGACCGCCUUAACGCCCGCUCUCCUGCAGCCGAUAUCAGCCGUGAAGAUCAAUUAGAAGGCCUCUACCGCACGACGACCGGUGCCUCCAGCCAGGGCCGACAGAGCCUGUACGGCACCGUUCCCAGCAAUGCUCCAAGCCGCGGGCUCUCGACCGGCCACCGCAAGGCCGGUCUCCGCGCAUCCUACAACGAUGAAGAUGUCCCGAUGCCCCCACCCCUUUCCCCUGUGCAUGCAGGCAUGACCCCAUCAACCAGCAACGUGCCCAUCCUCGGCGAACCCGCGCCUCCAGGCUCCCGCGGCAGCGUCCGCUACGACCCCCCUAACCAGGCCUCCACACUCCCUAUCAUCGGCUCCCCCGAGCCGGAUCACUACCACCCCUACUACAACCAAGAAACCGACUACGAGCCCACAGCCGUCAGCGGCGACGGGCACCCCUUGUCUGGCAUGACUGAAUCAUCAUCCCAUUACGAGGUUCAAAGUCGCUACGACCCCGUCUCUCCUCCCUCCAUCUACUCGCCACAGCCUUCCCAGCCUGCUACAUUCACGCCGAUUACGCAGCCGCAGGAAAACACGAACCAGCGUUCCUCGUUCAUCUCGCGGACGCUGAAGCGUGGCAAGGGCCCGAAGUCGCAGGGCGAAGGUGAAGCUUGA